UUCUAUUACAAACAUGGCAGACGAUUUACAAAAUUACAAAUUACAGCUGCAGCAGGUUGAAGCCGCUUUACUUACGGACCCUGAAAAUGAGGAACUUUUGAAAUUGAAAAAAGAUUUAGAGGAAGUUAUUGAAUUAACCAGAGACCUCGUAAAAACUCAACUAGAGGAGCACAGCAAACCAGCGUAUAUAGAGCCUGCUAACUCAAAGUCGUCCUCGUCUUAUGAUGAUAUCGAAUCGGCUUUGCUACAGGCUGAGAAACUUCUGUCACCAAGCAAGGCGUGGAAAGUUGGUGAUAAGUGCCAGGCAAAAUGGACGGAAGAUGGUCAGUUUUAUGACGCCACCAUUGAAGGUAUUACAGAGCAUGGUGAAGUCAGAGUUAUAUUUGACGCCUAUCAAAACCGAUCAACAACACUGCUAAGUGAACUUCGCGAGAGAAGUAGUCGUAACGAAGUAUUUCCUAGCAACAAACGCCAUAGACCUAACCAAAAGGAGUACCUAAAGAAACGAAAACUUAAGAAACAGCAACGCUUCAAAGAACUUGAAGAGGAACGAGAACAAGAUAAAAACAAAUGGCUUAAUUUCACCACAAAACAGUCGAAGAAGCAGGGAAUGCAAGUGAAAAGUAUUUUUGCGUCCCCUGAAAAUGUUGAGGGUCGUGUGGGAAUUGGUACAUGUGGUGUUGCUGGUAAAGGAAUGACGGACUACACAGUUGGUGAAAAAUAUAGAAAAGGGCUUUAAAUUAUAUAAAGUACAUUUAUCUUGCAUAUAAGGUG
Messenger RNA from Musca vetustissima, 774 nucleotides. RefSeq names its product survival of motor neuron-related-splicing factor 30 (gene Spf30). Lineage: Eukaryota; Metazoa; Arthropoda; Insecta; Diptera; Muscidae. The record is from RefSeq and is a predicted model, not a curated record. The coding region runs from base 14 to 739 and encodes 241 amino acids. Gene Ontology annotation, molecular function: RNA binding. The transcript is spliced from 2 exons. Gene Ontology annotation, cellular component: nucleus; cytoplasm; precatalytic spliceosome. Gene Ontology annotation, biological process: mRNA processing; regulation of alternative mRNA splicing, via spliceosome.